AGUCAGAGGUGGUCUACAGAAACCAUGACGGCCACGUCAUCAAGUUCAAUGGCACGAAUGAGACGGACAUUCUUUUGAAAAACAACACAUUUAUUUCCUUCAAAGUUGCAAAAUAUUCCAUUUCUCCAGAUUUGAGAUACGUACUGUUUGCUUAUGACGUUAAACAGGUGUACCGGUAUUCUGUUACAGCAUCUUAUAUAAUUUACAACAUUCAUACCAGGGAGGUGUGGGAGCUGAACCCCCCAGAAGUGCCAAACUCAGUACUUCAACAUGCUGCUUGGGGUGUACAAGGACAGCAGUUGAUGUACAUCUUUGAGAACAACAUCUAUUACCAAUCAGAUGUGAGAAGCACCUCUCUCCGGCUGACCUCUUCGGGAAAGGAAGGGGACAUCUACAAUGGAAUUGCAGACUGGUUAUAUGAAGAGGAGAUCCUGAAAUCCCACGUGACUCAUUGGUGGUCACCCGAUGGAGAGAGGCUGGCCUUCCUCAUGAUCAACAAUACCAUGGUACCAAACAUGGCCCUUCCUCGAUUCACUGGAGCAAUGUACCCAAAAGGGAAGCAGUACCCAUACCCUAAGGCUGGGCAGCCCAACCCCACGGUGAAGCUGUUUGUGGCGAAUCUCUACGGACCAACACACACACAGGAGCUGUUUCCUCCAGAAAGCCUGAAAGCCAGGGACUACUAUGUGGUGAUGGUGAAAUGGAUCAGCAGCACCAAGACUGCUGUGAGGUGGUUAAACCGGGCCCAAAACAUGUCUGUGCUCAGUGUGUGUGACACCAGCACUGGGGCCUGCAUCAAGGUACAUGAGGAGGCUUCAGAAUUCUGGCUCAACAAGCAGGACCAGGAGCCAGUUUUUUCGAGUGACGGCAGCAAGUUCUUCCUGACAGUGCCAGUAAAACAGGGAGGCCAAGGAGAAUUUCACCACAUUGCUAUGUUUAGCACACAGUCCAGAGUCGAUCAAAGCGACGUUCGCCAUUUGACCUCAGGAAACUGGGAAGUGACCAAAAUUUUGGGAUUUGAUGAAAUUAAUCAAAAAAUAUUUUUCCUAAGCACUGAAGGUUCUUCAAGACGGAGACAGCUGUUCAGUGUCUCCACGGUUGGCUUAUUUCCUCGCCGCUGUCUGACAUGCGACCUGAACAAGACACACUGCUCCUACUUUGAUGCUGACAUGAGUCCUGGCCAGCAGCACGUCAUCCUGCACUGCAAAGGCCCUGGUGUCCCAACGGUGAUCCUGCGUAGUCUUCAUAAUGCCACUAACUACUUCAUUCUGGAGAAUAACACUGUGCUGAAAGCUGCUUUGUGGAAUAAAAAGAUCCAUCAUUCUGAGUUCAGAUCUGUUGUGAUUGAUCACUUUGACCUACCUUUGAAAAUUUCUUAUCCACUUGACUUCUCUGAAUCAAAACACUAUGGCCUUCUGAUGAUUGUUGAUGGGGCUCCUGGAAGCCAAUUGGUGAGUGAUCAGUUCCAGCUCGACUGGGACUCAGUUCUGGUCAGUUCUGACAACAUCAUUGUGGCCCGACUGGAUGGCAGGGGAGCCGGAUUUCAGGGCCAAAGGGUCCUGCACGCAAUUCACCAGACCCUGGGGACCGUGGAUGUGAAGGACCAAAUAGCAGCUGUGGAGUUCAUGUUGAAGAGUCCGUAUAUUGACCGUACACGAAUAGGAGUUUUUGGGAAGGGCUAUGGGGGAUAUGUAGCAUUAAUGAUGCUUAAGUCAACUGAAAAUUUGAUAAAAUGUGCAGUUACAGUUUCCCCAGUAACAGACUGGAAACUUUAUGCAUCUGCUUUUUCGGAGCGGUUCCUUGGCAUGCCUGUAAGAGAUGACAGCACGUAUCAGUUUUCUAGUGUUCUCCAGGAUGUCCAAGGACUACGAGGACAAAACCUUAUGCUGGUGCAUGGAACAGCAGACGCCAAUGUUCAUUUUCAGCACUCAGCUGAGCUGAUUAAACACCUUAUUAAAGUUGGUGCAAACUACACUAUGCAGAUGUACCCAGAUGAGGGCCAUUUUUUCUCCCAGAAGAGCCAGCAGCACUUUUACACAUCCCUUAUUACCUACUUCAGAGAGUGUCUCCGAGAAGAUAUAUUGCUUGUACCAGAUGAACCAGAAGAAGAGGAGUAGAAAGAUGAGGGGAGCAGCAAUGGGACUUGAUCAUUUGUUUCUGUAUUGACUGCCGGAGCCACAAUGGUCGUCACCCACAUAUUAGCUAGAGGAGAUUGUCAAAGUCUUGCAGGGACAGCUGCAGAGUCUGAAAGAAUGGUACAGGGAGGAUUUCCUUAAAGGAGUGACUCCCACAGGGAAAUCGAAAGGAAUUCUCACAUAUCAUGGCAACCUAUAAUUUUUGGACCUCACUGAACUAAGAUCAUCUCUCUCCACAUUUGGAUAACCUCCACCUACGAUUAUGCAGUGCAUGGGUGUUUCUAGUUUCAGCUUUGCUUCGGACUUUACCAUGUAUAUAUGUGUUGUGGUAGUCAUCGGGGGUGGGGGGUGGAGGGGGUCCCCUUCCGCCCAUCCUUGAAAGUCACCAUUUUUUUGAUUGAUGCACAAUGAAUUGCAUUGUUCCUCUUUUCUUGUCAAAAACAUGACUAUGACACACAAGGCAAAAGUGCAAUUCGUUCACCACCUCCUCUCAUAUUCUCCACAAUAAAGAUAUGGUAUUUUGUACAGUACAGCAGAGUGUGUACAUACGUAUAUUUUUUGAGAUAUCUUUGAUCAUGUAGCUGUCUAUAAGAAUUGAUUUACUUGAAAUUUGUGUCUUAUUGUAUUUUUUUGUUUGUUUUUUCUUAGGAUGGAUUUUGUAAAUUUUGGUCUUGUUAAUUUUGCUGUUUAUAUGGGAGGGUGGAUGUGGGUCUGGGACUUGUUGUCUUAUAGCACAAAUAAAUGAAAAUGAACUGGAGAGAACUGCUAAUGAAAUGAAUGAAACAUUGUCUGGAAUAGUCUGUUAAACCUCAGACAGUACAUUUCAGUUUGAGAAAUUUGCAA
Messenger RNA from Scleropages formosus (Asian bonytongue), 2978 nucleotides. Its product is annotated as inactive dipeptidyl peptidase 10-like. Gene Ontology annotation, molecular function: serine-type peptidase activity; potassium channel regulator activity. NCBI's taxonomy places the organism in Eukaryota, Metazoa, Chordata, Actinopteri, Osteoglossiformes, Osteoglossidae. Gene Ontology annotation, cellular component: voltage-gated potassium channel complex; plasma membrane. The record is from RefSeq and is a predicted model, not a curated record. Gene Ontology annotation, biological process: regulation of potassium ion transmembrane transport; proteolysis.